UAUUGUAUCUUGAUUUGAUGUGGAUAUUGAAGAUAAUAACGAACGAAUUGGCGAGAAAAAUUUAUGCGAAUAAAAUUUUAAUAUAUAUCUUGUUAUGUUAAUUUUUGAAUGAUCAGUUCUCUUUGUAUCGUCCAAUUACAAUAUGUGUUAAAUUACACAAACGUCUCAGUUUAAGUAACUAUCAAAAUGUCUGAAAAUUCGAAGGAGGAAAUAGUAAGGGAUGCUGAAAAUAAAAUUAAUAACGCAUUUUCCACUGAUUUAUUAGAUGUUUUUAUUGACGAAUUAGAAAUAAAUGAAAAAGUAAGACAAAUAAAACAUGAAGCAAAUUGUAUAAAUGGAACUGAUAAAAUUGUUACAUUACUUAGAGCAGUUACUUUUGUUGAUUUAACUUCCUUGGGAGGCAAUGAUACAGCUGUUACAAUUGAAAAAUUGUGCAAAAAAGCUUUAAAUCCUAUUGAUGACCUGAAGUUUAAUUGGGAUGAACCAUUGCAUACAGCAGCCGUAUGUGUUUAUCCAUUAAGAAUACAAGAUGCUAUAAAAGUGUUACAGAAUAGCGACGUAAAGCAUAACAUUUCUGUAGCUUCUGUAGCUGCAGGAUUUCCCUCUGGUCAAUAUCCUUUGGAAACACGUCUUGGGGAAAUAUAUUAUGCAGCAAAAAUUGGAGCUAAAGAAAUUGAUAUUGUAAUUAAUCGGCCAUUGGCAUUAGAACAUAAAUGGAAAGAUCUAUAUAACGAAUUAAGAACAAUGCGCAAAGCAUGUAAUACCACAUGUAUGAAAACAAUACUUGCUACAGGAGAACUAUUUAAUUAUUAUAAUGUAUAUAAAGCUUCAAUGGUAGCUAUGAUGGCUGGUAGUGAUUUUAUUAAAACAUCUACUGGAAAAGAAACUGUAAAUGCCACUUUAUCUGCCGGAAUAGUUAUGUGUAAAGCUAUAAAAGAUUACUAUGCACAGACGGGGAAAAAAGUCGGCUUUAAGCCAGCUGGAGGUAUUAAGACUGCAUCGGAUAUCUUAGAAUGGAUGACAUUAAUUAAUAAAGAAUUGGAUGAUUCAUGGUUAAAUAAAAAAUUAUUUAGAAUUGGUGCAUCCAGUGUACUGGAUAGUAUUGCUAAUGAAAUUAAUUGUACAAUUAGCUGUGAUGGCAAAUAAUCUAUGAGUAGAUUUUAUAUAUUUUAGAAAGUGUUACUUCAUGUAAAUGUAUUAUAAUAAAUUCAAUUUAGAUCA
Molecule: messenger RNA, 1221 nt
Organism: Vespa velutina
Lineage: Eukaryota; Metazoa; Arthropoda; Insecta; Hymenoptera; Vespidae
Gene: Dera
Product: deoxyribose-phosphate aldolase
Exons: 6
Coding region: 187-1146 (319 amino acids)
Biological process (GO): deoxyribonucleotide catabolic process; carbohydrate catabolic process
Cellular component (GO): cytoplasm
Molecular function (GO): deoxyribose-phosphate aldolase activity
Source: RefSeq, a predicted model, not a curated record